Boleophthalmus pectinirostris (great blue-spotted mudskipper) is the source of this 6348-nucleotide messenger RNA. It is a transcript of the gene akap6, whose product is annotated as A kinase (PRKA) anchor protein 6. The record is from RefSeq and is a predicted model, not a curated record. The transcript has 21 exons. NCBI's taxonomy places the organism in Eukaryota, Metazoa, Chordata, Actinopteri, Gobiiformes, Gobiidae.
AUGAGUGCAAUAACUUUGUCUCCGCUGACCCCUGAACUCCCGUCGCCCAUGGCAACCUCUGCGACCCCGUGUGACCCCUGUGACGAGAUGGACCCGGCUCUGGACCAGGAUCUAAACCAGGACCAGGAUUUAGAACAGGGAUCCUCAGUGCGACAGGGAGCCAGCAGAGGCACCACCACUGGGCAGGAUUCUAAAAGGUGUCAGAAGCCCCCUCCUCUGCACACUGGAGCAGACUGGAAGGUGGUUCUACAUUUACCUGAGAUCGAGAAAUGGCUCCGAGCUUCGGGAGAGAGGGUCACUCAGCUCUCUCACUCUGUGUCCCAGGACAGAGAGGGGAGACACGUGGACGCUCAUUUGCUGCAGCUAAAGGACAUCUGUGAGGAUAUCUCAGACCAUGUGGAGCAGAUCCACGCUCUGUUGGAGACAGAGUUCUCCCUGAAGCUGCUCUCCUACUCUGUCAACAUCAUCGUCGACAUCAGGAGUGUGCAGCUGCUGUGGCACCAGCUCAGAGUCUCAGUCCUGGUUCUAAAGGAGAGACUUCUUCAGGGGCUACAGGACUCCAACGGCAACUUCACCAGACAGACCGAUAUUCUACAGGCUUUUAACCAACAAAGCCAGACUCGUUUGGAGGACCUGACAGAGGUGGACGACUGUGGAGCUCUGACCAUUCGCUGCAGUCAGGACUAUUUCUCUCUGGACUGUGGCAUCACUGCGUUUGAACUGAGCGACUACAGCCCCAGUGAUGAAACACGUGAAGAAAACCAGCUGAAAGAGGAGACAAAUGAACCAAAAAACUCAGAAUUACAACAAGAAAGUACAGGCACAAGUGACAUCUCGCGACAAGAGGUUAGACUAUCGUCAACAUUACAAUGCAGCAAUGAGAGUGUGAAAAGAAGUCACAGCGUAGAGGGCUCUCCCACUCAUCAGUCUCAGCCCAAAAGAGCAGCUCUGGUCUCGGAUCCAGACCAGGGGGAGGCCAUAGGAGCAGACCCAGAAACGAAGCACCAAACUCAGGCAGAGAUCAGCCACAGCCCCCUUUCCUCCAUGGAGACUCCAGACAGGAACAGGUUCUGGUUGGAGCUGGAUGAGGUUUAUCCACAGAACAAGAUCACGAUCGCACCCCUCCAGAGUCGCUCCAGCUCCACAGGGGUCUCACAGUCGGCUGUACCCGAUGGUAGGAGCUCGUCUGCGGGCACAGAGAGCUCGGACAGCCCCCUGUGUGCCGUGGAUGAAGCAGAGAGGAGGCAGUCUCACGCACAGAACAGAGGGGAGUCGAUGGGGGAGUCGGACUCCCCUCUGCCCUCCCCCACCCCAGGCCAAACUUCCUCAGACCUGGAGGCGUCAGCGGAGGAGUCCAGACCAUCCAGCUCUGAGGCCUGGGUCUACAGGAGCAAGAACAGCCAGAGGGUCCCUGACUCCUCUCAGCUCAGUCCUCAUCGGCAGCACUGGUUUGGGUCAGAGGAGUUCUUGGCUCUUCCAGCUCAGCUUCGGAAAACUGAGAUUCUCACCAUGAACCUGGAGACUCUGGCAAAGUCCAUGCCUCUGGGCUCAAGGAGGUGCGAUCCUUCCCAUGAUGCUUUGCAGGAUGUGGACGACUGGGACCUGACAGAAUUGAACCAAGACCUGAACCAGGACCUGAGCUCGGACUGGGAGAGCCUGGAGACCGGAGCAGAGACUGGGAGCAGUGUGGAGGAGAGUGAAGACCCUUCUCCUCUGCCCAGACAACAGUUCCCGUUGAGACGUCAGCUCCUCCCUCGCCGCUUUAGCCCCUCCUCCUCCAGUGACGCCGCUCUUUCGUUGGACGGGAGCCUUGAGUCUGGACGAAUCAGUGAGCUGCAUUCAGAAGAUGAGGCGGGAACUGUGGACAGAGGCGUCACAGCGCCCCCCACGGACGGGGCAGGGAGAAGCGCGCUGGUGCAAAAACUACUACAGCACUUUCAAAUCCCCGACCAGGACCCACGAGUCUGGAGCAGAAUGGAGUCUCUGGUGCAGAAGUUGGACGGGUUCAUCUCGUGGCUCCAGGAUUCACUUGACAGCACCGAAAACUGGACCCAACCCAGACAAGACCUGGAGAGCCUCAAAGCCUACCUGACCACACACUUGAGUUUUAAGAUGAACGUGGACAGUCGCUCUGUGCUCAAAGACGACAUCAUGGAGGAGGGACGUGCCCUGCUCUGCUGCAUCUCCUCUCACCACUCAGCUCUCAGAGACAUCCUCCACAUGGUCUCUGUCCAAUGGGAGCAGCUCCAGAGACAGAUACGACGACAGCACGGGUGGAUGCUGCGAGCACUGCGCUGCAUACAGGCCCGCCUCUUCUACCAGCUUGACCAGUCACACGAGACUAUCUCUGUGUCCACCGUCCCCUCCACCAAUCAGAAGACAGCUCAGUCCAACGAAGGCCUCAGGGUGGAGUUGGUGUCGUCUCAGUUCGAGGUUCAGAGAGCGGCGCUGGAGCAGAUGGCUGUGAGACUGAACAGCCUGCAGUACCCCAGCCCCGCCAGCAGGAGGAGCUCUGCACAGACCAGGGCCAGCAGUCUGCAGGAGCUGGAGGCGGAGUACCAGGAGCUCUCUGAUUGGCUGAUGGACAUGGAUGCCAUGGUGACAGACAGUCACCAGCUGAUGAUGUCAGAGGAGCAGAGACAUCACCUGUUCAAGAGCUCCCACACUGAGCUGCAGAUGAUGGAGGGCAAGAGGAGCGCUCUUCUCUCCAGACUCGACUGUUUCAGACGCUGCGGAAACGAACCUCCCCGAGACCUGAUCCAGAAAGUCCAGGAACUCAACCAGACCUGGGACCAGAUCAAGAAGCUCCUGUCUGUCCACUCGGGCCCCGCCCCUGCGCACCUGUCCACCUGCCCCUCUCUGCUCUGCGCUGCCCCCGCUGGCCCGUCAGGUCGCUGCGUCCUGUCGCCUCUCACCGAGUCGCUCCUGCAACAGCUCGAGUCCAGAAUCAAAGAACUGAAGUCAUGGCUCAGAGACACAGAGCUGCUCAUCUACACACUCAACAACUCACUCAGGGGGGCCUGAGGAACAACAAGGAGAGAGGAGCAGCUGCAGAGCUUUAAGUCUCUCUGCUCAGACAUUCGGGCUCGACGUCGCGGUGUUUCCUCCGUCCUCAAACUCUGUCAGAAGCUGCUGCAGCAAAACCAGAUGGGCCCCACGGCGGAGCUGAGCCCUGAGGCGCAGCAGCACCAGGAGGCCCUGCAGCUGCUGUCCAUUAACCUGGAGCGGCGCUGGGAGGCCAUCGUCAUGCAGGCGCUGCAGUGGCAGAACAGACUCAAGAGAGAGCUGGGGGACGAGCAGGUCCCUGGAAACUUCCUGGAGCCCGGGUUGGUCGACCUCCAUCAGAUCACCUCGGCCCAAAACGUCGGAACGUCGGGAAUUUUAACCGAUGACUCGUGGGAAUGGGACGAGACGGACAUGACCAUCUCCGAAUCCGCGGAGGAGACCCAAGAACCGGAUUUAACCCACGAUUUACCUGCUCAAAACCACUCAACUUUAAACUCACAAAAAACUGCAAAUUCCACCCUUGUUUAUCAAGUUUACAGUCUUCACGAUGUGGAGUUGUACAAACAGCCACAAUUCCCACAAGCAAAUUUGAAAAGCAAAACUGGAAAGCACAAACUGUUGACAAAAUCACUGAGUAAAGAUUCUUCAUUUUCAUCUGUGGAAUCUUUACCGGAUAUUUUAGGAGGAAUAAUGAAACAAAAGCAGGAAAAAUGUAAUGGUAAAGUUAAGAAAGGUAUCGAACGUGGAAUAUCGGUGAAUAGUCGUAGAUCGGAAAGCGAAAGUGGAAUUGACGCCGGAGAUACAGAGAUGGCAAACUCUGAAAUACAAGAUUUUGAGGAUAAAGUCGACGAUGGAAAAAUGAAUGAAAGAUGCACGUUGGAAAGGAUUAAUAAGGAAGAAAUUGGAAGUUUUAACACGGAUUUUGAAAGAACGCAAGAGUUUAUGGGCAAGAAAAGCUACAUGCAAAACCGGAGACCUCGAAGGGGGGAAGCGGUCGAGAUCUUGAUAAACGGACGUGGAAUUUUAACUCCCGCUGAUUCCGAUUCUGAUUUAGAAUUUGAAUCUGCAAAACCGUAUCAGGAAUUAAACCUCGAGCAAAAGUCUGGCUUAGAAAAUCGGUUCAGCCCUGUUUUAUCUCACGGUUCGUCACUUGAGUCUUUGCUGGCGAUGGGCGUGGAACUGUUCCCGAUGCAGCGAAGUGCUUCUCUCGAUAACGCUAAUCGAAGCGUAGAAGGACAAACCGAGGAAGUUGCGGAAAAACAAGAUUUAAGUUUUGACAAAUUUGUGGAAAAUUCGUCCGAGGAGCUGAGCAGACGCACGCUAGAUUUGCUGAAAAGACUUGAGAACAUCCAGAGCCCGUUAGGAGGCAAGAUGACCCGGAGUAUGUCGGACAUGGCGCUGAUUACUACGUCUCCGAACCGAAUUCCCGCUUCUCCGUCUCUCGGCGGGAAAAUCUCGCCGUUGUCCGGGAUUUCUUUCCAUUUAAGCCCUCCGUCGUUGAUCCAGGAAAGCUCCGCCACCGCUUCUCUGACCGAACUGAGCAGCGCCGAAGAUCUGUCUCAAAACUCAGACGAUUUCAAAAACAAGUUCAUGGAUCCCGCGAAUGCUGCGAACGCAAACUUCUACUGCAAAAAGCACGGGAACAGACCGGAGGAAAUGGACGUAGCGAGCUUAAGCAUGGUCGUCAAUGUCUCUUCAGCGUGCACAGAUGAUGAAGAUGACAACAGCGAUCUCUUGUCUUCGUCGACGUUAACGGAGGAGGAGCUGGGAGUGAGAGACGAAAUGGAGGACAGGUUUAGUGCCACGUCGUCCGCCAACGAAGAAGAAUUCGACUCUCCGUUCGGGUUGGACUACAUGCAGAAAGAGCUACAAAACUGGAUCCAAACGCCGUUUUCCAAAUCUGAAAUCGGACUGAAAGACGAGCUGCAGUGUGGGUCCAACCUCCACCGCAACGAAAACACGGAUAAGAAAUGUUUUAAUUCUUCCAAACUCAUUGGAAAUAAGAGAAACAAAAACGCAGAGGAGGAAAACAGACGUAACACCACCAGGAGCUACAUCAGCCAGUUCGUGGACGAUGUCGAGAACGGAAAUGUCGACCAAAGCUGUUUAAAAGGCAAAGACGCAGACGAUGAACUGUUACGGGAAGAAUCGAGCGUUUUUACGAAAAAAUCCGAGACGCUUCGAGAUUUUUACGCAAAUACCGAAGAAAUAGCACAAGAUAUGAGCGAUUUUUUCUCACAAUCUGAAACGGCAAAGCAGGACGGUUCUAAAAGCUCUUCGUAUUUAGUGGGACAGUUAAAAGGUGAACUUCCGUGCCACAAUUCGUCCGUGCAGUCGCCGCCGUCGCCAACAGAGGACUCGACUUCCCACGAUGCACUGCGCAAAAAGACAAACGGGAGGAAAGCCAUCACGAUUCAGGAGAAGUUUAAGUUCAUGUCUCUGGUGCAGGAGCAGGCCAAAAGAGAAGUGAGAGACAGGGAUGUUCACAAUAAAAGACGUCACGGCGCUCACUGCUGCAGCCACCAUCCAGGGACGUUUUAUUCUGAAGAGCCGAAGCCGGGCGAGGAGAACGUGCACGACUUUGUGAUGGAGAUUAUGGAUCUGACCAACGCGAGAAGAAACAGAGACGAGACGGAGACGACAGAGGAGACCGUGGGAGCGCAUAUAAGAGACAAGGUGCUGGAGCAUUCUCACCGCUCGGUUCAGCUCAGAAACGGAGACUUCUAUUCGUACCUGUCUCUGUCCUCUCACGACAGCGACUGUGGAGAGGUGCUACAGAUGUUAGAACACAAAACCAACUCUUCCUCCAGCAAUUCCCCCACGCACGGCCUCAGCUCUCCCACCCCGCAAUAUUUCAGGAAAACCACGCCGGAAAACUCCCUCUCGAACCAGGAGAGAGAGGAGAAGUCCGACCCAAACCCGCUCCACGCGCUCAGUCCGGAGAUCCGAGACGAGGAGACACUGUUCCCAGCCUGCACGGAGGAGGUGUACCUGGGACCCCCGCUCUGCUACAGCCUCUCCGCUCCCAAGAGACAGAAGAGACCCCAACACAACCAGGAUCCAGAGGAAGUGCGAGGAGAGUCCGGUCUGAGGUUCGAUCAAGGGAAUAUGAGAGAGAGUCCGAGCUACUAUUCAACGGCGCGUUCCUCCGACGCUCGUCAAAAAUCUCCCAUAAUCCUCUGCAACACUUCAUUCAUCAUCGAGCCGCGACCUCUGACCCCCGCAGCCCACUGUCAGCUGACCCCAUCCAUCACCGCGGCGACGGAGGAAGGCGGCCAUUUUGACAGCUCGGAGACGGGAGAUGAUGAGGGGGCGGGGCCGAGGCGGCACGGAGGGAGCUGA